AUGGCGGAGCGGGCCGGGAGGUGCUGCCGGGUCGGGCUGAGCUGCGGAGCUCUCCUUUCCCAGGCCGUGCUGUCCCGGGCCGCCCCGCCGGGUUGGGGACGAGCCGCUUUUUCUUCGGCGCCCGCGGUGAGCGGCAGGAAAGGGCCGCAGGCUCCGGAAGGUUCAAUAAGGAGAAGAGGCAGGACAGCACAGUUUGUAAGAUCAGCUGUGCCUCCCAGGACAGAGAGGAUGGCUGUGGAUCAGGACUGGAGCAGUGUGUACCCAACAGCAGCUGCCUUCAAACCUGCCUCAGUGCCUCUCCCAAUCCGAAUGGGUUACCCAGUGAAGAGAGGAGUGCCUCCACCAAAAGAAGGCAACCUAGAACUUAUCAAGAUUCCCAAUUUUUUGCAUCUUACUCCUCCUGCAAUUAAGAAGCACUGUGCAGCUCUUAAAGAUUUCUGCACUGAAUGGCCAAGUGCUCUGGACAGUGAUGAGAAAUGUGAACAGCAUUUUCCCGUUGAAAUUGAAACAGUAGAUUAUGUUUCUUCAGGGACUUCUAUUCGGAAUCCCAAAGCAAGAGUGGUGACCUUAAGAGUUAAACUUUCUAACCUGAAUUUGGAUGACCAUGCAAAGAAGAAGUUUAUUAAGCUCGUGGGAGAGCGGUACUGUCAGGAGACAGAUGUGCUCACAAUUACAACAGAUAGGUGUCCCCUAAGAAGACAGAACUAUGAUUAUAGCAUGCACCUGCUCACAGUUCUCUACCACGAAUCCUGGAAAACUGAGAAGUGGGAGAGCGAGAAGUCUGAGGAAGACAUGGAAGAGUAUAUCUGGGAAAACAGUCGUUCUCAGAAAAAUGCCUUGGACACAUUGCUUCGAAUAAAAGCCUCAGAGAAUGUCAGCAAUGUCACUAAGGAGGAGCUGCUGGCAUCUGAAGUGGUUAAGAAUUACAGAAACUCGGUCAUUGCGCUUAAAAAUGAAGGUGAAACAGAAAGUAACAUGUCUCAGUACAAAGAAUCUGUGAAGAAACUGCUGAAUAUACAAGCAUGAGAGCAGAGUCUGCAGGUGCACCUGAUCAUUACAAAUACAUUCAGCUACUGUGUUAGUAUUUCUUAAUGAUAUGGAUGGAUAAAUAUUCAGAACCUGAACCAAAAAAUGAAACUUGACCCUGAGUUAAGU
Cinclus cinclus is the source of this 1155-nucleotide messenger RNA. It is a transcript of the gene MRPS35, whose product is annotated as mitochondrial ribosomal protein S35. Gene Ontology annotation, biological process: mitochondrial translation. Bases 1 to 1026 code for a protein of 341 amino acids. The transcript has 8 exons. Gene Ontology annotation, cellular component: mitochondrial small ribosomal subunit. Gene Ontology annotation, molecular function: structural constituent of ribosome. The record is from RefSeq and is a predicted model, not a curated record. Lineage: Eukaryota; Metazoa; Chordata; Aves; Passeriformes; Cinclidae.